UGCAGGGGGAGAGCAUGGCCUCGCGCGAGCCGCCCGCCACCACCUUGCCGCGGCCCGAGGUGCCCACGGGGUUAGCGCUCUUCCUCACCAUCCCCUACGCCUUCUUCCUGCCCGAGCUGGUAUUUGGCUUCUGGGUCUGGAUCUUCGUGGCCGCUACCCAAGUUGCCAACCCAUUGCUGCAAGGAUGGGUGAUGUAUGUGUCCCUCACCUCCUUCAUAAUCUCGCUGGUGUUCCUGCUGUCUUACUUGCUGGGAUUUUACAGAAUACUCGACUCCUGGAAAAUCCUGAACAGCUUGUACCAGGGCACCACCAGCAUCCUGUACAUGAGUGCAGCCGUCCUACAAGCGCACGCCACCAUCAUCUCUGAGGGGCAAAAUAUCAGUCAUUACUACCUGAACACGGCUGCUACGUUCUUUGCCUUUGUAACCACCUUCCUCUACAUCCUCCACGCCUUCAGCCUCUACUACUACUGAGGGGAGAGUGCUCUUUCAUCGCCUGGAUUAUUGGGUCCCCAAAGUAGCUUUCAACACUCACCCUCUGGAUGAUCAAACACAACAACAACAACAACAAAACAGAAAGCCACCCACUUCGUGAACAGAGCCACUGUGGAGUCGGGGCAAUGAAAUCCUGCCCCGGCAUAUCUGCUCGGCCUUCUUGGUUCCUGAGGAAGAGGAGAAGGUGGUUCUUUCCUUCUGCAGUCGCCUGACUCUUGGCAUUGUCUGGUGGUGAACAUUGCUCCCCUGGAAAGCUCUCACCAAGGUGUUUGCUGUGGCGAAUUCCAGGACCCUUGGGCACCUGUUAGGAGGUUCUACCUCCGUAGCAAUGCCCAUGGUUGCCCAUGGUCUGUAUCCAGAAACAUUCCGUCAAACUUCUUUAAAAAUUGAAAUGGUGCUGUCACUGCGUUCGGACCCUGAGACCCACAGACCUUACUCCCCACCCUUGUUCCACAGUUCUGCCUCUGCUUUGUAGUGGUCCCUCCCUACCCCAAACUAGCUCCCCAACCUCCAGCCCCUCCUCUAGCCCCCCUCCACCAGUCACUACACUGCCCUGCCCUUCCUUUUCCCCUUCCCUUUCCUCCCUCCUUUCAGAUGCAAGGGAAACUGGUAUAAAAUCAACUUUAAGGGUCACUUUCUGAGGAAAAUAAAGAAUUGGCUCUUCAAAAUCGCUGUCCCAUGAGAUUGGGGGUGGAGGGCAAGAGAGGAAAGGAUCGGCCCCUUGUCCCCAAGCCUGGCUGCAUGAGCCAAUGGCCGGCCGCCACUACCCCACCGGCUCAUCUCUCAAAAAAGAACAUCAAUGACAGAAACAGGAUGUCCAAGAACAAGGAUGGUUCUCUGAGUUCCUAUCACACCAGGUAGGACAUAUCAGAAGACACAAGAAGGGCCUCAGGAACCCCUUCUGUAUCACCUAUCUUCUUGCCUGCCUAUGGGACUGUCACCUGAGUGGGAUCUGGGUCUGUUCAGCCAGUGGAGGGAUUCUGAACAUGCAGAAGCCAAUGCACUGGACCUUCUCAAAGACAGGCUGGCACUGACCACACAGAAAUGUAAGCCUGAUUGCAAUUUCCAUGUCAACAAUUUCCAGAAAGAAGUUGGGCUUGUUGGUGUGUGUCCACCUGUAUAGUGGAAGAUACAGCCCUUGUCCCCAUCUCCGCAGUGGUGGUCACAACAGUGCCGAGGAGGGC
Sorex araneus (European shrew) is the source of this 1678-nucleotide messenger RNA. RefSeq names its product mal, T cell differentiation protein like (gene MALL). The coding region runs from base 15 to 473 and encodes 152 amino acids. Gene Ontology annotation, biological process: myelination. NCBI's taxonomy places the organism in Eukaryota, Metazoa, Chordata, Mammalia, Eulipotyphla, Soricidae. Gene Ontology annotation, molecular function: structural constituent of myelin sheath. The transcript is spliced from 4 exons. The record is from RefSeq and is a predicted model, not a curated record. Gene Ontology annotation, cellular component: membrane.